UAACCUAGAGAAACGGUAAAAUGUGAUUUUCUUCUUCAUUUGCUGCAUCAGUAGGCUGGUUAUUUCGACAGCCAUAAUCUAAACUUGCUCAUCUUCCUCAAUUGCUCUCUCUCCUCUUCCAAUUUAAUUACUUCUUCCAACAUCUAAUUUUUUUUUUCCCUUUUCAUUAUAAUCUCUAAAUUAAUUUGUUAUUUAACAUGUAUUCUCCUCCGUCAUCAUCUCAAUCUAGAACUUCAAUUGCAAAAGGAAUUCCUUUAUGUAAACAUGGUGUUCAUGCUAAAUUACAAGUAGUCAAAAAUGGAGCAAGGGUUGGUGAGAGGUUUUACGGAUGUGCAUUUUGGCCAGCACAAGAUUGCAAAUUUUUUAAGUGGGAAAAAGAUGUAGAGUAUACAAGUGAAAUUUCUUCUUGUUUGGAAGAAGAGAAAGCUAUGUUGAUUGGCAAAAUAAGGAAAUUGAAGGCUAAGAAUGCGAAGUUGAAAGAAAGCGAAGCUAUGUUGAAAUUGAAAGUUGUUGAAUAUGUAAACGCACAUAAAGCGUUAAGUUUUGUACUUGUUGCAUCAUGGGUUUUAUUUGUAUUGUUCUUAUUUAUGUCAAGCUAAGUUUAAGAAUUUGGUCAUGUAAUGGAACUUUAUGUAUUGAAAAUCCAAUGUUUUUGAUAAUUUUCAAUAAUUACCUUUACAUACAUAAGCA
Molecule: messenger RNA, 690 nt
Organism: Amaranthus tricolor (Joseph's coat)
Lineage: Eukaryota; Viridiplantae; Streptophyta; Magnoliopsida; Caryophyllales; Amaranthaceae
Exons: 2
Coding region: 198-599 (133 amino acids)
Molecular function (GO): zinc ion binding
Source: RefSeq, a predicted model, not a curated record